Messenger RNA from Rhincodon typus (whale shark), 1908 nucleotides. Its product is annotated as gastrula zinc finger protein XlCGF26.1-like. The record is from RefSeq and is a predicted model, not a curated record. Gene Ontology annotation, biological process: regulation of transcription by RNA polymerase II. NCBI's taxonomy places the organism in Eukaryota, Metazoa, Chordata, Chondrichthyes, Orectolobiformes, Rhincodontidae. Gene Ontology annotation, cellular component: nucleus. The coding region runs from base 1 to 1803 and encodes 600 amino acids. Gene Ontology annotation, molecular function: DNA-binding transcription factor activity, RNA polymerase II-specific; RNA polymerase II cis-regulatory region sequence-specific DNA binding. The transcript is spliced from 3 exons.
AUGGAAAGCUUGAACCAAACAUCAGAUCAAAACCUGAGAGAUGAGCUCAGUUCAUCAGAUGAAUAUCAUCGGCCUUUGAACAUGGAAGGAGAAAACACUGUUCACAGUGAAGAGAAACUGUACAUUUGUUCUGUGUGUGGACAAGGUUUCAGCCAGUCAUUUGACCUGGCAAAACAUCAGUGCGCUCACAACAGGGAGAAACCGUGGAAAUGUGGGGACUGCGGGAAGGGAUUCAAUUGCCCAUCUGACCUGGAAACUCAUUGGCGCAGUCACACUGGGGAGAGACCGUUCACCUGCCCUGAGUGCGGGAAGGGGUUCACUCAGUCGUCUGACCUGCUGAGACACCAACGAGUUCACACUGGAAAGAGGCCGUUCACCUGCACAGAGUGUGGGAAGGGAUUCUCUCAGUCGUCCCACCUUCUGACACAUCAGCGAAUUCACACGGGGGAGAGGCCAUUCACUUGCCCCGAGUGUGGGCAGGGAUUUACUCAGCUAUCGACCCUGCUGCGACACCAGCGAAUUCACACCGGGGAGAGGCCGUUCACCUGCCCCAAGUGUGGGAAGGGAUUCACUGAGUCAUCCCAUCUGUUGACACACCAGCGAGUUCACACUGGGGAGAGGCCUUUCACCUGCACCGAGUGUGGGAAGGGUUUCAUUCGGUCAUCUACCCUGCUUAUACACCAGCGAGUUCACAACGGGGAGAGACCAUUCACCUGCUCCAAGUGUGGGAAGGGAUUCACAACCUCCUCCACCCUCCUGAAUCACCAGCGCAUUCACACUGGGGAGAGGCCAUUCACCUGCUCUGAGUGCGGGAAGGGAUUCACUCAGUCAUCCAAACUGGCGAAACAUCAGCGAUUUCACACGGGGGAGAAGCCAUUCAGAUGUUCUGAAUGUGGGAUGGCAUUCUCAGAGUCAUCCAAGCUGGUGAAACAUCAGCGAUUUCACACUGGAGACAGGCCAUUCAGAUGUUGUGAGUGUGGGAAAGGAUUCACUGACUCAUCUGACCUGCAGAAACAUAAGCGAAUCCAUACGGGGGAGAGGCCGUUCACCUGCCCCGAGUGUGGGAAGGGAUUCAGUCAGUCAUCCAACUUGCUGACACACCAGCGAGUUCACACUGGGGAACGGCCAUUCAUCUGCACCAAGUGUGGGAAGAGAUUUGCUCGUUCAUCCAACUUGCUAACACACCAGCGAAUUCACGAGGAACCACAUACCAUGGAGAAACCGUGGAAAUGUGAAGAUUGUGGGAAAGGAUUUAGUUACUCAUCCCGGCUGGAAAUCCAUCGACGCACUCACACUGGGGAGAGGCCAUUCACCUGCACAGUGUGUGGGAAGGGAUUUGCUCGGUCAUCCAAUCUUUGCUCACACCAGCGAGUUCACACUGAGGAGAAGCCAUUCAGCUGCACAACCUGUGGACAGAGCUUCAGAUCUUCAGACACGCUCACUGAACACGAGCGAAUUCACACAGGGCAGAAACCAUUCAGUUGCUUUGUGUGUGGGACGAGAUUCUCUCAGUUACACGCCCUCGAGUCACACCACCAUUUUCACACGAAGGAGAAUCCAUUCCGCUGCACUUCCUGCGGAAAGACAUUCAAGCAUUCGAUCGACCUCAAAGAACACCAACGCACCCACACUAGUGAGAAGCCAUUCACCUGCUCUGUGUGUGGGAGGAAAUUCUCUUGGUCAUCCCAGCUGCUGACACAUCAGCAAGUUCACACUGUGGAGAGGCCAUUCCCCUGCUGUGUGUGUGGGAUGGAAUUCACUCAGUCAUCCCAUCUGCAGAGACACCAACGAAUCCAUAAGUGACUGCAGGGCUUUGAUUCUGCUGUAACUGCUGCUGUUAAUCAUGUCUGAGAUUGAGAAUUGAUAAUAUUUGGUUUGUAUCUGAUAUUAACACCCCCUGUAACUGUG